AUAUGUCCAACAUGGUGAAAGAUUGCGACCUUGACCUAGAGUGCGUCAACCCUGUCAAUGACUUGGUUCUUUUCCAACCCAUUCGAGGCGCUUGUAUCCGGGGUGAAAAUGUUGCCGCAAGGUACAACCUAGGAUCAGAGUUCACGCCCUCGUCCUGGGACUGGAUUGGACUGUUCACUGAAGGAUGGUCCUCCCACCGAGAUUACAUCAGCUUCCAUUGGGCCCCUUCCAUGGUAAUCGACCCCCGGCGUAAGAACCGCCGGAGCGUGCUCUUCACGUCAGAGGAUUUUGAGGCUGCCAGGACAAUGGAGGAUAAUUUCAAAUUCCUCUACGUCACGUCCUGGAAUCACGUGGUCGGCGUGAGUCCAAGCUUUAGGCUUGAAGGGGCAAUUGGAGAAUACGAAGAUCUAUGUUUCGACUUGAUGGAAAAUUCUAUCGAACGACCCCUCAGUACAAAGUUGUUAGCCAAGAGGAAAUUUUCAGCCCACGAACUUUUCCCAGACAAUGGUGAUCUACAGUUUGAUGUACUUGAAAGGGGUCUCCGUGCCAAAAAACCCAAGCCCUCCUUGAUGCCCUUUACUUUUACCAACCCUGCCAGUCCAGCCGACAUUUGCCACCCAUUGAAACUUGAUGGCGACCUGGAAUUUGAACUACUGGAACAACUUGCUUACCAACAGCAAGAACCAAUGAAAGAACAGGAAAACAAGAAAGAUGCUAAGUCCACACAAAAUAACUUUCUUGUCGCUACCAAACCAGUAUCUAAGAAGAAGGUACUGACAGUGGUGAGGGACCAUGGAACUUUGACCGGUAACUUUAGUCCUGAGAGACCAGUCACCGACCUGCUUCACCUUCUCUUCCUGUACCCGGUAGUUAGAAACUAUGUUGAGAACAAGGAAAUGUCAAAUUAUGUUGAGAACAAGGGAAUGUCAAAUUAUGUUGAGAACAAGGAAAGAUCUGUCGUUCCAUACCAGAUGUCAAAACCAAUCUUCGACAUCAACUCGACCAACACCAUUUCAACCGUCACAGAAAUGUCG
Messenger RNA from Mizuhopecten yessoensis (Yesso scallop), 1034 nucleotides. Its product is annotated as calcium-binding and coiled-coil domain-containing protein 2-like. The transcript is spliced from 3 exons. NCBI's taxonomy places the organism in Eukaryota, Metazoa, Mollusca, Bivalvia, Pectinida, Pectinidae. The annotation marks the transcript as partial. The record is from RefSeq and is a predicted model, not a curated record.